UCCUCCCCGCGCAAUUCCAACUCCGUGGGCCCCUCCCCUCCCUGCUUCCCUCAGGCCGAGGCGCAGAGGAAGGGAAGGUGGACGGCAGGAGAGGUGGGCCCUUCCCUUGCCACUGCAGCAGGAGGAGGGAAAGGGAAGGAAAGGUGGCGGGGUGCUUCUGGGAGGAGGAAGAGGGGGCUGCAAGGCAAGGAGGAGGAGAAGGAGGAGAAGGGAUGCCGCCUUCCCUCCGGGGCGCUCCUCCGUCAAGAUGCAGCCCGCGCUCCUCGGCCAGAGCCACGCCGGAGCCCGAGACCACGAACAACAGCAGCAGCAGCAGCAGCAAGUGCAGCUGCGGCAAAAGCUGAGGGAAUUGCCGGCGCUGCUCCGGAGCGGGCUCACGCUGCGGAGGAAAAACUCCACCGGCGGAGGACGGAUUGUCUCAAGAAGGAUUUCAAAUCCCUAUCUGGAAAAUCCUCCCAGCAAGAUUUAUGGAGAGGGUGCAUCAUGUGCUGCGAGAGCUCUCAGAAAUGUUUUUGUUCUACAAGCUUCUGAUCUGGUGAAAGACAGGAUGUCUCUCAUGGGGCUUUGCAGGCGAAGCUGCAUUGGAUCUGAACUUGUAGAUUGGCUGUUAAAGCACUGUCCUUUCAUUAAGGCCAGAUCUGCAGCAGCGGGUAUUUGGCAGCUCCUGCUGAAUAUGGGAAUUGUGUUAUCAGUGGACAGGCAGGUUUCCUUCCAGGACAAGUAUGUUUUCUACCAGUUCUCAGCUGAUGAGUGUACAUAUCUUUUCUGUGAAUAUGAAGGAGAAGAUGGAUGGAAAAAUGGUGUCAAACUUUUACUGCAGCUGGUGCCUGUUAUUCCUACAAGGAUUAACACGUGUAAUUUGAAUAACAGAAAAAUAGAAGACUCCACUGAAACAAAUGCUGAAAUUCUUGCUCGCCUCACAGCUGCGGUGCAGAGAGAAUUGGCUACAGUUCUUGCUAUGAAGGCAAGAAAAUCAGCAAUGAGUCAUAAUGAUGAACAUGGCAGUGAAGAAGCAACCCGGCAAGAAGAUCAGAAGAAUGUUCAUGAUGCAGAGGCAGGAGUUAUGUGCAAACUUCAAGAACGAGAGGAUAUCGGGCGCCUUGAACUUGUCCAGAAACUGGCAAAAGAAAAUAGCCAUCUUCUACAUGGAGACAAAAAAGAACCAGAGAAGACAGAUCAGCUGGAUGAUGAAGUGACUACUAUUCAAGUGAAGGAACUGGACCAAGAUGUGCUGGUGCUUAAGAAGGUGUCGUCACAUAGCCCAGCCCCCACAACAGGGAGUGCCGAAAGUGAUUGGAGAUAUGUGGUGGUGUCCGGGACUCCCGAGAAGAUUUUGGAGCACCUCUUGAAUGACUUGCACCUGGAAGAAGUACAGGACAAAGAGACAGACACUCUCCUGGAUGACUUUCUUCUCACAUACACAGUCUUCAUGACAACGGAUGACUUGUGCCAAGCUCUCUUGAGGCAUUAUUGUGCUAAGAACCAUCAAGGGAAAGAAGAAAGGUCGGAUGUUCCCUGCAGAAAGCGAAAAGUCUUACAUUUGGUGUCUCAGUGGACUUCACUCUACAAAGACUGGUUACAUGAAGAUGAGCAUUUAAAGCAGUUUCUAAAGACAAUAUACAGGAAUGUGUUAGAUGAUGUAUAUGAAUACCCUAUGCUUGAAAAGGACCUGAAAGAAUUCCAGAAAUUACUUGGAAUGCACCGUCGUCACACUGUUGAUGAGUAUUCACCUCACAGAAAGCAUAAAGCCAUUUUGCAUCAGUUCAGCCUAAAGGAGAACUGGCUUCAGAACAGAGGGACUGUGACUGAAACAGAAGAAGUUUUUUGCCGUGUGUAUAUAACAGAACAUUCUUAUGUCAGCGUAAAAACUAAAGUAUCCACUUCAGCACAGGAGAUCUUGAAAAUAGUGGCAGAAAAGCUCCAGUGUUCGCAGGAAGACUUGGCUCUAGUGGCGCUUUCGUUCUCUGGAGAAAAACAUGAAUUACAACCAAAUGACCAUGCCAUUUCCAAAUCCCUUGAGUUAUCUGCUCGCAUGUUUGUGUUUCGAAAGGAUCUGACAGAUACUCUGAAUCCCUUUGCUGAAAACGAUGAAACUCAGCAACGUUCAGUGAGGAUUCUGGGAAUUAACACUUGGGACCUUGCUCUGGAGUUAACAAAUUUUGACUGGAAUCUUUUCAACUUGGUUCAUGAGCAAGAGCUGAUAUACUUCACCUUCAGCAGACAGGGCAGUGGGGAAAACACUGUGAAUCUUAGUCUUCUCCUUCAAAGAUGCAAUGAAGUUCAACUCUGGGUUGCCACAGAAAUAUUGCUCUGCAACCAGCUCUGUAAACGUGUACAGCUUGUGAAAAAGUUCAUUAAAAUUGCUGCUCACUGCAAAGCCCAAAGAAACCUGAAUUCAUUUUUUGCCAUUGUUAUGGGUCUCAACACUGCAUCAGUCAGCCGACUUUCUCAGACAUGGGAGAGAAUCCCUGGAAAGUUUAAGAAGCUCUUCACUGAACUUGAAAGUCUGACAGAUCCUUCUUUGAAUCAUAAAGCCUACAGGGAUACAUUCAAGAAAAUGAAGUCUCCAAAAAUUCCCUUCAUGCCUUUACUCCUGAAAGAUGUAACAUUUAUACAUGAGGGAAAUAAAACAUUUCUGGAUAACCUUGUUAACUUUGAAAAACUGCACAUGAUUGCAGACACGGUCCGAUCACUGAGACAUUGCAGGCGCAACCAGUUUGGAAACGAAGUGCCCGCAAAAGAGCAUCAGGAACUGAAGUCGUACGUCCAUCACUUGCACAUCAUUGAUAACCAGCAGAUGUUGUUUGAGCUUUCUCAUAGGAUAGAGCCUCGUGUGUGAACCCAGGCGGACUCACCUAACUGAUGCACUUUCAAUUAAGUGAAUGUUUAUGCCAAGCAUGUUGCUUCCCUAGGAGAGAGAUGGUUUACUGAGUUUUAUCAGUAACUGAUGCCAUAAUGUGCAUGCAUCUCUUGGAAAGUAAGAAGAGGAGCUCUUUGAAGCAGCCUUCUGUGAGGAAGGAAUGCCAAAUACAUUCAACUGCAGGACAGAGAAAAAAAGGAACAGCAUUCUCCACUUUCAGACAUAUGGCUUCUUUGGAAAUAUAUCUUGGUCCAGAGUAGCUUUCAGUUCAGAUUCCAUCAGUGUUAAAUUGAAAUAAAAUGUCAUAUUGCUAUGAAGGGACUUUUCAACAAGCAGCAUUGUGUGAGAAAGGUGCAGAUGAUUUUCUGCAUAAGGAUGAGCACCUGUCUGAUUCUAAGCUGCCAAAGUAUUGACUGUUGCCAAAAAGUAAUAAUGGAGCUUCUGAGUAGUUUUCCUUGGGUAUGUAUGUGUCAACCACUGCACAACUGAAAUAUUGACAAACAACAACUUGUAGGAGACCAGCUUACUAACAGAAUUCAAACAAAUUGUAAAAUUAUAGCAAAGCACCAGUUGAUAAUUUGUUUUAGCAUGCCUUACAUUUACAGCAAACUUCCCAUAGUAUUGUGAUAAUACAUACAGUGCUUUUAUACUGGAUUGAGUCAAACAGUGCUUUGAGCAUUUUUAUAGCUAGUGCUAUUUAAAUUGCAGAAUCAUCUUUUCCCACCUCCUUGCUCAAUUAUUUUAAUUCCGGUAUCCAAUUUUCUCUUCAAUUCAAUGAGGCACUAGCUUUAUUAGAGGUCACAUUCUCAGGUGUCAUUGCCAUCAGAAGUGAACAUUGUGAAAAAUAAAUGGUGCAGGUUUUGCUCUUUGAUUACUGUAUGGUUAGGCAGUGACUGCAAUGCCUAUAUAUGGCUGCCAACUUGUCUCAGAACAGUGGCUAACUAGAUAGGCAAGGAUAUAUCAGAGGGUUUACUAUAAGGGUGUAAUUAUAUGAAAUAGCAGCAACCUUUAGUUUAUGAUUUCACAGAAGAAAAAUGUCUUCCCUCAGUCCUAGAGUGUUUUCAGACUGUUUAACCUAUGUCUUGCCCUUCAAGGAUAUGCAUGGAAUGCACCCUUGGAACUAGUUUACUGUAAAAGUCCUAUGGCAGUCAUUCAAAAAAUAACAUCUAUACAAAACUGGAAUAGACACUUACUGCAUGACAGUUAAGCUUCUCUGUGGUUUCCAUAAUAGUCACUGAAAGUGGCCUGUAAUAUUUUACUAUGUUACUAUGUUGAUUCUGCUGUGCACAUAUUCUACCAUUUUGAAAUACCAAAAGACCUCAGAGAUUAUUCAGGGGCUUAAUUCAAGCCUCAACCCUACUGAUUUUAAACCUUUGUGUGAGUGUUCUGCCAGUUCCUCUUCAGAGUUAAAGGAGAUAGUAUUACUGGUUAGGAGCGAUUUAAUUAAUUUUUUUCUGUGUGUCAGGAGUGACUUGAGAAAUCGCAAGCUGCUUCUGGUGUGAAAGAAUUGGCUGUCUGCAAGGACGUUGCCCAGGGGAUGCCUGGAUGUUUUACCAUCCUGUGGGAGGCUUCUCUCUUGUCCCUGUAUGAGAAGUCGGAGCUAACAAACUGGAGCUCACCCCGCUCCCUGGAUUCGAACUGCUGACCUUUUGGUCAGCAGUCCUGCUGGCACAAGGGUAUAACCCAUUGCACCACUGGGGGCUCCUCUUAAUUGAAUGCUGAAUAUGGAGUCCAGGAUACAACAUGUAAAAUGUUGAGACUACAAAAGCUAAAAUCCAACAAAAACCAAAUUGGGAGCAUGUUCAAGGGAAAGAUUUUGGAACCACUCCCCAGGUAAAGCCUGAUGUAAAGUCUUUGUCAUAUUUCUCUCAUUAGGAUGCAACUUAAUGACUUAGACAUAAUUUGAAGAAUGACUGCUGGACCUUAAUCUGAUGUGAGAUAGGGUUUCAUCAUGAAGAGUGGUCAGCGUUUUUUGAAAGACGGAUGCUGCUAUUAACAAAAGUAAUAUGAUACAGUGUGACAGAAGCUCCUUAGAGGCUUUUAAACAGGCUAGAUGGCUAUCUGUUGGUGGUAUUUUGAUUUUUUUUUCCUGUAUGGCAGGGAGUUAGACUAGAUGGCUCCUGUGGUCUCUUCCAACUCUAUUUUCUAUUAUUCUAACAUGGGAGGUAGGGCACGUGUGAUUUCAGGGGUUCUGCCAUUAGGUUUUGGACACUUUCGUUUCAACCAGCACACUUUUCCAGUUGGGAAAAUAUGACAGUGUUAAAGCAAAAGCUCUUUGAGACACCUGGCUCCCAUGCAACACAUAUCAAAUCCUUGUCCAGGUGCUUGUGUCAAAAGGUAAAUCCUGGGAUUUCAAAACAUGACUCAGGAGUGAACAUUCCCAUCUGAAUCAUUCUCCUUCUUCGACAUCUUUUUUCAGUUUUAUAGAUCAAAGCAACAUGUUAAUGUUCCCUGAAAUCAUAUAUGUAUUUUCCAUUUUAAUUGAGAAUACCUUCAUUGCUGUAGCGUUGAGUUUUGCACAGAAUGAUUGGUAGAUAUGAUGCAAGGCAAUAUAUUUCACGGUCCGAAUUUAUUUAUAUGUAACUUUGUACAUACUCCUUUAUAGCAGCAGUGUGUGUAUAUUGCUUUGCAGGAGAGAAGAUUUAGCUAAAAUACAAAUCUUCUGAAUAAUUUGAACUCUUUCCCCUUGUUAUUUGUGGUUGUUAGAGCAUCACCUUCAUAAAUGUUGUUAUAUUAAAAAGAAGCUUUAAGUGGUAGGGUUUGGCAGAUUUUUUAAAUUUUAUUUUGGGGCAAUGGAGUGAAGAUUGGCUUCACCAAUAUGAAAAUUGUGAAAAUACUGUACAGGUAUAUAAUGUAAAGACAAUGUAUGUUUCAGAAAUGUAAUUUAUUGUACAUUCUGUAAUGGAUAUAUUAUAUUAUUUCUCUGAAUAGCAUUUACCUGGUAAAAAGGGGGUGGAAACUGAUAAAUAUCUGUUGUUCAGAUAUUUGCAUCUGUUGGUAGGAAUUUAGAUAAACUAUUCUAGCAAAUGAAUGGAGCUUUCUGUUAAACAUCCUACUGCAACCUAACUGGAGGGGCAAGAUAUUUUUAAUUGAAUGGCAGCACAUAUCCUUUGCAGUGGAUGAACUAUACAUUUUGGCUGUAUGCAUGAUUUCUGCUCUCACACACAAACUUUUAUUUAAAAAACGGUUGUAAAUAACUCUUAAAAAGUAUAGAAGCAAACCAGACCUUCAGAGAAUAGAAGUAAAUAUUGCAAAAGAAGGGAUUGCAUGAUGCCUGCCUCGUGCAGAGUAAUGUUUGCAGGGACAAUUAGGCCAGUUUCUAAACCUGUACAACAUUGUAAACCAAAUUUAAGAAAGUUUUUCUAGAAAGUGGGAAUCUAAAAAUAAUAAGAAACUCUUCUCAAACUUACAGUUUACCCCAGAAAGUGUACCAAGUGUUUUUGAAAAAUACAUUCGUCUCCUUUCCAGACUCGAGAUGAUAUGCUCAAUUACGGACCAUAAUUUGAGAGCUUGGUACAGAAGAACAGAAAAACAUAUGUAGUCACUGGGUUGUUGUAGGUUUUUCAGGCUGUAUGGCCAUGUUCUAGAAGCAUUCUCUCCUGAUGUUUUGCCUGCAUCUAUGGCAGGCAUCCUCAGAGGUGAAAUGUCAGGAGAGAAUGUUUCUAGAAUAUGGCCAUACAGCCUGAGAAACCUACAACAACCCAGUGAUUCCGGCUAUGAAAGCCUUUGACAAUACAUAUGUAGUCAGUCUUACCUGCAAGUGCUUUCUCCCCCUUGCAUGUACAUUAACUGGCACAUAUUUGCUGGUAAAAUAUGUUGUUUCUUCUACAGUUAAAAAUAGCUCUAAUGCACUAAUUCUUUGCCCUCACAAACCCGGUAAGGUAAUAAUGUGAGUCAACUGGUUUCCCUGAUUAGUUGUGUUCUAAAUUCCACCAGAAAAACCAACCAAUUAUUCCUAUACCAUUUUCUCAUUCUUUCCACAUUUUACUAGUUUUUUUCUACACUCCAUAGGCAGUUCAAUGAAGCAAUGGAUAAAUCCCAAAGGUAAUACGGAAGCCACUUGGCCAAAACUACUAAUCAAAAUUAAGUUAUAAACUAUUUUAUGAUGCCAGAGAUGGACUAAAAUUACAACUUUGACAUAGCAAAUGCAAAGAUUAAGAUGGUUGAUUAACAUAUGGAUAAUAUACCUAUGGGGCCCCCGGUGGCUCAGUUGAUUAAACCGCUGAGCUGCUGAAUUGGCUGACCGAAAGGUUGCCAUUUUGAAUCCAGGGAAUGAAGUGAGCUCCUGCUGCUAGGCCCGGCUUCUGCCAACCUAGCAGUUCGAAAACAUGCAAACCGCUUCUGCGGGAAGGUAACAGCACACCCAUGCAUUCAUGCUGGCCACAUGACCUAGGAGGUGUCUAUGGAUAGUGCUGGCUCUUUGGCUUAGAAAUGGAGAUGAACACCACUUCCCAGAGUCAGACGCGAUUAGACUUAACCAGGUGAAACUUUUAGCUGUACCUAAUAUAUCUAUUGCUGAGUAAUGUCAAACACAUCAGUUUGGAGAGACAGAUGCAACAAUGCCUUGUGUCAUUUAAAAAAAUGAUAUGCGGGACAGUAUUAAACGAAACUAAAUAUAUUAUUAUUAAGGAAACUAUGUAAGACCAUUACCUUCAGAUAUCAUCUUACUGCUAAAGAACCAAAUAGUUUUUCUUCAAAAAUACGCUCAGACUGUAGUCUGUUUAAUGCAGAAAACAUAAUCCAAGGUUGGGCUCAGGAAAAAAAAAAUAAUUUUGCAAGUUUGCAGCCAAAGCCACCUGUGGAUGGCACUGUUAAGAAUGGGCAGCUGUCUACAUAUUUAGAAGCCCACUUCUCCCCAGUUCCUGGAACACUUUAAAAAAUUGUGAGACUGAAUAACUUCACAUCUUAUACAUCAAACUAAUGUUUAAAUGUAUAAAAGCAAGUCUAGGUUACAAACGACAUAAAAAGUGGACUGUCUUCUGGAAACAUGAUGGAAGAAUUAAGCCUAUUGACUGAACCAGUGUUUUGGUAGCUGGUGUUUUGAUACCUAUCAUUUACAUUGUGAAUUGGGUGAGCGCCAUGGCAAGCAAAGGGUUUCAGAAAAGGAAUUUGAAUACCUACUUAAUUCCCUACUAAGAGCAUUGGGACCUACAACUGCAAUCCCAUAUUGAACAUAAUGGGAUUUGCUUCUGAUCAAACAUGAAUUAGAUUGCACUAUAAAUUUAUCCAGAUUGAGCCUCUUGUUAAUUGAUCGCUGUUAUACUUUGUAGCUAUCAAGAGACUCAGCAAUUAAAGCAGAGGAGAGGAAACUACAACUUUGCAGCAAUACUUGUAAACCCAGUCACUUUAUCAAUUUAACAUAUUUUGGGCCCUCAUAAGCAAAUAAAUACUCAACAAACUGAAUAACAUACAAAUAUACAUACAUCAAAUAGUUGGAUUAAAAAUGCAAGCAAAGUGAGCUGUACAUAUUAACCUUUUUAGCAGAGUUAAAUGACUAUUUCCAUAGCAUAUUUAUUUGUAUUCUUCUACUAUUAGAUAUUGAAUACAGUCAAUAAACAGGGGUAAGGCACUUGUCCUGUCAAUUCUGGUCUUUGAAGUGCUACCUUCCUGUCAACUUGCAUUAAUGGUAACAUUGCCCAAACCAAGGUUAUUUGUGUAACUUCUCAGGGACCACACUAUGUACUUACCCACUGAUAUUUGAACUGCUGUGUAUAAAAUGCUCCCGAUUGACCAGGAACAUGGUUGCCAAUGUAUUCCGUGCUUGUUGGCCUCUGUAUAUAUCAUUGUGUUGUGUAUUUAUGAGAGCUAGUAAGCAAUAAUUUAUAUGUCAAAAUGGCCAAGCAAUACAAAGACAAAACUUGUAAAAGCAAAUGUUAUGUUUUAACUUUUUUUAAAUAUUGCUUUUCAAAAUACAAACUGUACUAAUGAAA
Molecule: messenger RNA, 8790 nt
Organism: Anolis sagrei ordinatus
Lineage: Eukaryota; Metazoa; Chordata; Lepidosauria; Squamata; Anolidae
Gene: RAPGEF5
Product: Rap guanine nucleotide exchange factor 5
Biological process (GO): Ras protein signal transduction; positive regulation of GTPase activity
Cellular component (GO): plasma membrane
Molecular function (GO): guanyl-nucleotide exchange factor activity
Source: RefSeq, a predicted model, not a curated record